Molecule: messenger RNA, 2712 nt
Organism: Fusarium sp. VM40
Lineage: Eukaryota; Fungi; Ascomycota; Sordariomycetes; Hypocreales; Nectriaceae
Source: the annotation of a GenBank genome assembly
AUGAGUCUCCCAUUAGCCAGAAUUAUCUCUACCGCCCUUGCAACAAUCUUUUUAGUAGCUAUUACCUUCAAGACUGUUUCCCCUGGCGAUGACCCCUAUCGUUGCCGUGCUGUGAAGGACACAGGACGCUGGAUUGAUCCGCCGCGAGAUGAAGAAGGCAACAGAAAUCCGUUCCAUCAAUGGCAACCGGACGGAUGCAUUCUCCACCACUAUGAAUCUGGAGAUAUCCGCCGAUGUACGGAAGGUCGUCCGAUAGUGGUCGUUGGUGAUUCUACCUCUCGAAAUGUCGCUCAUGGCUUUGGCCGUCUGAUCGAUAGAAAGCAUAACGACCACGACCGAAAGGCAAAGAAAAUGCCAAAGUCUCAAGCAUUUAAUAUGACAUACCAUGGCCAGCUUAUCCAGCGUCUUCCCAACGUCUGGCUCUCUUCUCAUGGCACCGAAGGCCAAGCACAAUUUGCCCAAGCCAUCAAUGUCUACGCAGAUGAAAAGCAUAGCCUUCCAUCCAUUGAAGGCCAGCAAGGCCCCAUGCUGAUGUAUGUGGCGGGAGGCGUCUGGUUCACCAACGAAUACAGUAUGAUAAGAAAGCAUGAGCUCGAAUUGGCCGCCAAUGCAACCGCAGCUGCCAAACUGACCAACUCGACCGACGCAACCAACAAGACUGAUGCAACGACAGGGCCAAACAGCGAGGCCAAUACCAACCGAACAUCAGUCGUUCCUUGGGAAGAACGCUUUAAGAUAUAUAAAGAGCAUAUUUCAAAGAUUGAGAAUUUUAUUAGCGAGAAUGCACCCGACUAUGACCCUUUCACAGCCCCACUGGAUCCAAUCGAUGGUUUGGGAAAUCAGAUCUUUUAUGCCCCCCCCGCAGGACCUUUAUACAUUGGAGAUGACGCCGGACAUAUACGCGAUGCAAAUCGGCGAGCGGCUGAGGUCAUCGAGAUGCAAGAUUGGCUGAGUGGGGUCGAGGAGAAAUGGAAGAUUCCUCUUGUCUGGGCAAUCCCCAGACUCACAUUUGGACAGGAUAAAGUCUGGAUCGAUCCGCUCUUCACAGGACUCCACGUCAGGAGUCAGGUUGCAGAUGCUCGAGCAAAUAUUCUCCUCAAUCUGAGGUGCAACGCCAAGCUUGAUCGGAUGAAAUCGUAUCCCUAUUCACGAACCUGCUGUACUGACUACGGCGUCAAGCCAAUGUCCCAGCUGGGCGUUGUCUUUGUUGGUCUUGUCUACCUCGUCGCAUGUAUUGUAUGCGAAAUCAUCGAUAUCUGUGCCAAACGAGAUGAACCACGCUGGAGUUUAUGGAACAUGAAAGCAGGAUCUCUUGUCCUCGGGCUUCUCAUGUGCUACUAUGCUGAUCGGACACAAAUGAUGGCAAAGGGAAGCAAACUCUGGCUACCACUAGACUUUGCUGCUCUCGUGGCACCCUGUAUUUCUAUCCUGCUCAUCACGAUUCGACGUUCUCAUUCACUUCCCCCAAAGGAACUAGCCCUGGUAACAGAUGAACCAGAUGAGCCCUUCCUUUCGCGAUUCCAAACUGAUGAGUGGAAGGGUUGGAUGCAGUUUGUUAUUCUUAUUUACCACUGGACUGGAAGCAAGAGCGACACCAUCUAUGUUUUCAUCCGCCUAUGUGUGGGCGCAUAUCUUUUUCAGACCGGAUAUGGACAUACGCUCUACUUCAUCAACAAGAGAGAUUUCUCAUUCAACCGCGUUGCCUCUGUCCUUUUGCGAUUGAACCUUCUCAGCUGUAUGCUGGCGUACUUCAUGGACACAGACUACAUGUUUUACUACUUCUCACCUCUGGUCUCAUUCUGGUUCCUAGUAGUUUAUGCCACCAUGGCAAUUGGCUCACGUCAGUAUAACAGCGAUCCACAGAUACUGCUGGCUAAGAUUUGUAUUUCUUGCUUUGUGGUUUCUGUCAUCCUUUUGAAAACACCCUUUACCAAGUGGAUGUUUAACCUGUUGAAGGUCAUGUUCAAUAUCCAGUGGAGUGUCAAUGAAUGGCAGUACCGCGUCACCCUCGAUAUUUUUAUCGUGUAUGUCGGUAUGAUUACAGCUGUUGUCAACCACGAGAUGAAAAAGACUGCGAUACAUCUGGGUCUUCGUAUUAUUCUCGCAGUUGGUGGGAUCUUUGCAAUUGGCUAUUACUUCAACGCCACAUCGCCUGUGACGAUGAGAGAAUACCGGAUGUGGCACCCACUUGCCUCAUUCAUUCCAAUUCUUUCUUACAUCGCGCUGCGUAAUGUUUCUGCUCCAGUCCGAAAUUAUCACUCAAAGGCCAUGGCCUGGCUAGGCCGGUGUUCUUUAGAGACAUAUAUCCUCCAGUUCCAUCUACUUUUAGCGGCAGAUACUAAUGGUAUCCUGAUUGUGGAUGGAUUCUUUGGCGAUGGUACAUUCAUAGGAGAUCGAUGGAGAACUCUAGCUGUGAUCGUGCCAAUCUUCCUCUGGAUCAGUGAUUCAGUGGCCAAGUCAACAGCACACAUAGUCAACAUAAUCAUGGACGAUGGUGCCGAAGACAAAGAGUACGAGGAGCCGAGGUACGCCUGGAUGGAAAAGGUUCGUCGUUCUGAGCAUUUCACUUGGCCGCAGCUUCGCGUGGCUUGUAUCUUGUUAGUCAUGUGGCUCCUCAAUCUUGUCUCGCCAGGACAUGUAACCCUCCAGGCAUUUGACGGAGGCCACACAGUGAAAAGCUUCCCACCACCAAUUACGGAGAUGCCAUACUAA